ACCUAAAUUAUUACCUCGGUUGUGCGUCGUUUAUCCGUGGAUUUCUCUUUUGUGGUGCCAUAAAGAUGUCAAAGGCCAUAACUUCUGUGAGAUUGCUGGUAAACAUGCUAAGCCAACUCAAAUACAUGUUUAUUGUGAUACUCACUCGGCUGGGUCUCUCUAAACCACAAGAAGAGAACUUUUAUUCAGGGGAGCUUAGCAAUACCACCACAGCCACAGCCAACAACAACAAUUAUGUGCUCAUGUUGGAUUGGUCAUCACUAGUCCCGGUCCCAGUCCCAGUUCCCCUGGUAACAGCAUUCAUCAAGAAACAGAUACCUGUAAUACAGUUCGGCAAUUUCCUGGAGAGAAGAAGAGAAGAUGGUAAGGAUGAAGCUGUGGAGAAGGACGUGAGCUGUGCAGUGUGUUGGGAUUGCAUUAAUAGGCGGCAUGAGAUGAGGGAUCUGUGCAACUGCAGUCAUGUGUUUCACAGAGAUUGCUUGGAUAGAUGGAUGGAUGAAGGUAGGGUCACUUGCCCUUUGUGCAGAUCUAUGCUUCUUCCUCCUAACACCAAUCCAUGGAUGGUACUUAGGCAUGCUCCUCACUUGUCUCAACAAGAUCAGAUCGCCCCAAUUACCUAACUUGCUUGGUAUCAAUGGGAUUCAUCUUACUUCUGCAAUUUUGUGGAUUUAUCUUAUCUACGAGCAAUCAAACGGGAUUCAUCUGGCUUGGCCAUUGGGCUCCCCAGAUUUAGUUUCUCACUUUUUACUCUGUAAUUAUUUAGUUAUCCCUUGUUUGUAGUGUUCUGUGUGUAACUUUGGUUAAGCCCAAAGAUCCCAUUAUGGAGGAGGGCUGCACUUUUCAGUGCAUUUUUGCAGGAAUUUGCAGAUAUAUUUCUUAUACUCUCUCAACUAA
Molecule: messenger RNA, 894 nt
Organism: Camellia sinensis
Lineage: Eukaryota; Viridiplantae; Streptophyta; Magnoliopsida; Ericales; Theaceae
Source: RefSeq, a predicted model, not a curated record